AUUUUGGGCCUUGCCAAUAGGUUUCUGUCGCCAAAACAACAUUGUUCUGAGGUGUAGUUGUGUACUAUCUCUAUCUUUUCUCGUCACAGAAGAACUCUUUGAUCUUUCUUUUCUUCAUUCUUACUUGGAGUUUUCUAUUUCUUCUCUCAGGGAGCAAAGCAUUAUGGCAUCUCUUACACCGGGAGUGUUGCUAAAGCUUCUUCAGAGUAUGAAUUCCAAUAUAAAGGUCCGAGGAGAGUAUCGAUCUGUUCUGCUACAAGUAAUCAGCAUCGUGCCUGCCUUGACUGGCUCAGAAUUAUGGCCUAAUCAAGGUUUUUUUGUAAAAGUAUCUGAUUCUUCGCAUUCAACCUAUGUUUCAUUAUCAAGGGAAGAUAAUGAGCUAAUAUUGAAUAACAAGUUGCAGCUUGGGCAGUUCUUCUAUGUUGAUAGAAUAGAAGCUGGAACUCCAGUUCCAAUUCUAGUUGGUGUCAGACCACUUCCAGGACGAAAUCCUUUCGUGGGAAAUCCCAAGGACUUGAUGCAAAUGGUGGUGCCAUCUGAGGGUCCUGUGCCAUUUGAUGAUAAAGGAGUUAAUGGUUCAAAACUGAGGGAAUUAAUUGAAGGGAAAGAGGAGAAUUCAAGGCAGAAAAUUGUUAUCAAGGAGGAAAAGGCUGUUGUUGCUUCUAGAUAUAUGCAGGGUGUUUUGACAUCAAGUCCUAAAUGGAGCGGAUCGGAUUCGAAUGGAGGCGGAAAGAGUAAUGAGACAGAGAGCAACGGAUCAGGUAAUAAGAAGCCUGGAUUAGCGAAAGGCAGACAACAAGAAAACAAAGGUCAGGCACGUCCAACUACUCCUAUCAGAAAUCAUCAAUCACUUUCAUCAAAGUCAGAGGUUGCCGUUUCCAAUGUCAAGGAGGCUCCAAUGCUUUCGAGGAGCAAAUCUGCAAAAUCUUCAUUAAAUAAACAGGAAACCACAAACUUGAAUUCUCUGUCUAGCAAUGCAGAUAAGAACUUUUUGCCUGAGACAUCAUCGUGGGCCUCUCUGCCUCCAAGCCUCUUGAAGCCCGGAAAGGGAAUGCUUAGAAGGAGAUAUUUAGCUUCUCUGGUUGCAGCAGAAGCUCAGAAAGAAGCAUCUACUGCUGCCUUACUUAUCAAGUGCCUCAAUAUGUUUGCGGAUCUUCGCUCCUCUGCCUCACUAGAGAACCCCCACCUCUCUCUCACCAAGUUCUUCGCACUGCAACAGCUCAUCGACCAACCGAAUGUAACAACCCCAUUAAAGGAUAAAUCACUUCAAUUAUCAACUCACUGUUUUAUUGCAGACACAGAAAGAACUAGCAAAAGAACAGGUCUUAGUCAUGCUAAGAGUACAUUGAAGACUCCCAAGUCUUCAAUAGAGUCAAGUUCAACUGAGAAGCUGGAGUGGGCUAAAGGAGAUGGUGCAAAAGAAAUCAAAGAACUAAGGGAGGCUGUCUUGAAUGAAACCAGAACUUGGUUCUUGAAAUUCUUGGAAGGAGCCUUGGAGGUCGGGUUUCGUGUUGCUAUCCAAGAGAAGAAGGGUAAACACAGUGCUGGGCGACGCAUGGAGCCAGAAAACAACCACAUUGCUGUUACAUUGUCACAGCUCAAGCAUGCAAAUGAGUGGUUAGAUAAGCUAAGAAACAACUUGAACUUAGAAAAUAAUAAUGGAUUAGUGGAGACUAUUGAUCGAUUGAAGCAAAAGGUUUAUGCUUGUUUGCUUGCUCAUGUGGAUUCAGCUGCAUCAGCUCUAGAGAAUCGAUCAGAUCGAGGUUGAUUCAGAAAUAGGGUUGAGCUCUAUAUAUUAUACGUCUCUUUUGUGAAUGAAAUAACUUAUCUAGUAGUUUUAUUACCAGGUAAGCAUGGAAUUAGCCAAAUAAUGUAAAGUAACUGCAAGCUUGGCCAAGUUUAUUUAUGCAAAUUAUGCAUGAAGAUAAACGAACAUGUAAUAAGGCCAUUUGAACCUCUAAUACUGAUCCUCUCAUAAAUAAGUCGAGAAAUAUCUGAUAGAAAUGAUGUUUAUAUGGAAGCAGUAAUAAACUUAUUUCAAUUGUAAAGAUUAA
This is a messenger RNA of Ricinus communis (castor bean), 2054 nucleotides long. RefSeq lists its product as uncharacterized. The record is from RefSeq and is a predicted model, not a curated record. Lineage: Eukaryota; Viridiplantae; Streptophyta; Magnoliopsida; Malpighiales; Euphorbiaceae.